Molecule: messenger RNA, 1770 nt
Organism: Chanos chanos (milkfish)
Lineage: Eukaryota; Metazoa; Chordata; Actinopteri; Gonorynchiformes; Chanidae
Product: sodium-dependent neutral amino acid transporter B(0)AT1-like
Exons: 14
Coding region: 1-1770 (589 amino acids)
Biological process (GO): neutral amino acid transport; sodium ion transmembrane transport; nitrogen compound transport
Cellular component (GO): plasma membrane; brush border membrane; apical plasma membrane
Molecular function (GO): neutral L-amino acid transmembrane transporter activity
Source: RefSeq, a predicted model, not a curated record
AUGGAGAAAGACAACAGGCCUCAAUGGGACAACAAAGUCCAGUACAUGCUCACCUGCGUGGGCUUCUGUGUCGGGCUUGGCAACGUCUGGAGGUUCCCUUACCUGUGUCAGAGCCAUGGGGGAGGUGCAUUUAUGAUCCCGUUCUUGAUUCUAUUGGUUCUGGAGGGCAUCCCUCUGCUUCAUCUGGAGUUUGCCAUUGGUCAGAGACUUCGGAGGGGCAGUGUGGGAGUGUGGACUGCAAUUAGUCCCUACUUAGGUGGAGUCGGUAUUGCUUCCAUGCUGGUCUCCUUUAUGGUGGGAACGUAUUACAAUACCAUUAUUGCCUGGGUAAUGUGGUACUUUUUCAACUCGUUUCAAGAACCCCUGCCUUGGAGCCAGUGUCCUAUCAACAGCAACAAAACAGGACCAGUGUCAGAGUGUGCUCGUAGUUCUCCAGUAGAUUAUUUCUGGUACAGAGAGACACUAAACACUUCAGCAGACAUCGAGGAAUCUGGUGGCCUCCAGUGGUGGAUUGUUCUGUGUCUGGUCUGUGCCUGGUUGCUGCUGUAUGUCUGCUGUCUUCGAGGCAUUGAGACAACAGGCAAAGCAGUAUAUGUUACAUCCACUCUGCCGUACUUGGUUCUCACCAUCUUCCUGAUCAGAGGUUUGACCCUUAAAGGAUCUGUGAAUGGAAUCAAAUUCCUUUUCACUCCAGAUCUAAAUGAAUUGCUGAAUCCUUCCACUUGGCUGGAUGCUGGUGCGCAAGUGUUCUACUCUUUCUCUCUGGCCUUUGGCGGGCUCAUCUCCUUCUCCAGCUACAACUCUGUUCACAACAACUGUGAACAGGAUGCUGUGAUAAUCUCGGUGAUCAAUGGCUUCACCUCUGUUUAUUCAGCAAUUGUCAUAUACUCCAUUAUUGGCUUCAGGGCAACAGAGAGAUUUGACGACUGUCUGAGUGGGAACAUCUUGGCUCUCCUGAAUGCUUUUGAUCUUCCUGAGGGAAACAUCACAGAGAGUAAUUAUGAUGAGAGCCUCAAAAGUCUGAACAGCACAUCUCCAGACAUCAUUCAGGGAUUAAACCUGAAGACCUGUGACAUGCAAUCAUUCCUCAGUCAGGGUGUUGAAGGUACUGGUCUGGCCUUCAUUGUGUUCACUGAGGCGAUAACCAAGAUGCCAAUAUCCCCGCUUUGGUCGGUGCUCUUCUUCAUCAUGCUCUUCUGUCUGGGAUUGUCCACCAUGUUUGGUUCCAUAGAGGGGGUGGUGGUGCCCUUGCAAGAUUUGAAAAUCUUCCCAAAAAGAUGGCCCAAAGAAGUGAUCACAGGACUGGUUUGUCUCGUCUCCUGUGGCAUCGCUCUCAUCUUUUCUCUGCGAUCUGGAGACUACUGGCUGGCCUUGUUUAACAAUUUCGCUGGGUCAAUCCCCUUGUUGAUAAUUGCAUUUUGUGAGAUGAUUGCUGUGGCUUACAUUUACGGAAUGGAUAGGUUUAAUAAGGACAUUGAAUUUAUGAUUGGUCACAAGCCCAACAUCUUCUGGCAGGCCACCUGGAGGGUGAUCAGUCCCCUUGUCGUUUUUGUCAUCUUUGUCUUCUACCUUAUCACCACUAUUGGUACAGAUCUCACCUACAUCGCUUGGAAUCCUGAAUCGAUAAAUUUCCCAGUGCUUGAGAAACUGUUAUAUCCCCAAUGGAUCUCUGCUAUCAUUUUCAUCCUGGCUGGAGUUCCUGCCCUAUUUAUUCCCGUCAUGGCUAUCUACGAACUUAUCCGAAAAUUUUUGAAACAGAAAAAUUUAUAA